AGGGUGGAUGGGACGGGUUAGUCCUGUGUUGAAAUAGUUGUUUGACUUGCAAAGCAGGCCUAUGUGCUCUUGGACUGGGCAUUGAGAGAAGGCCCUUCCCUGGAAGUUGAACACCCGGGACACGGAUAGCUGCCGCGCUGCUGUGUGCUAGGUUGUCGGCCUUGUCACCCACAAGCAUGAAUUAGUGAUAAGGAAUGUUUCAAGCUAUGAGGAGGCGUCGGGAUCAGCUCAGCGUCUUUACCCCACAAAGCCGUGACCCGAGGUCAGCUAUAUGUACAGGAUAACGCGCCAAGCAAGCUUGCAGCAAAGCCUGGACUAGUGCAGGUGCUGUGUAUCUGUGUUAGAGAAAAGCAGGUUGCCUCAGGUCUGGAUGGGCUCACAGAGAUCUAUUUCCACCUGUGAAGGGCGUGACCGACAGGCAGACGGACAGACGGCAGGACGGAUACACGGGUGGGGGCGGUGCUAGGCGGCUCGGCGGCAGGCUGGUGGAAGAUGUCGUCAGGAGCCGGUGGGAGGGGUGGCAGGCGGCUCAGGGGGACAGCAGGCAGCGGUGGUGGAGGAGGGAGAGGAGGGGCAGGGGAGGCAGAGGAGGGCCCAGUGGGGAUCCCUUUCCCUGAGCACAGCGCAGACAUCCUGGGCAGCCUGAACAAGCAGCGGCUCAGCGGCCUGCUGUGUGAUGUGCUCCUGGUUACGCAGGACCGGGAGUUCCCAGCUCACCGCUCCGUCCUGGCGUCAUGCAGCUCCUACUUCCACAAGCUCUUCACUUCAGGGGCCGCCGCUGACCAACAGAAUAUCUACAACAUCGACUUUGUGGCAGCAGAGGCACUGGGAGCGUUGCUGGACUUUGCCUACACAGCUACAUUGACAGUCAGUCACAGCAGUGUGGCUGAUAUCCUUGCUGCUGCGCGCCUCCUGGAAAUCCCACCUGUCCAGGACGUCUGUACACACCUGCUGGACACCAAAGUGCUCUCCCUGCCGACGGGCAGUGAGCGAAGAGAUGAAGAUGACGAUGAGGAAGGGAAGGGCAGAGGAGGCAGGGAGCAGGGGAACCGAGUGCGGGCCAAGGAAUACCUGGAGUACUUCCAGAGAGGGGCGCACUGGAGCAGCAGCUGCAGCACGCCAGAGCUCAGGGACCUGCCCACACACCUGCACUUUAACCACGGGAAUGGGGGGGGCCCCAGCAACGGGGCUCCUGCUGGCCCUGGUGAGUACUACUCCCCCCUGGCCCUUGCCUUGGCUCAGGCCCCUACACUGGAGCCAGAGGAAGAGGAUGAUGAUGAAGAGGAAGAUGAGGACGGGGAGGUGAUGCAGGGGAACGGAGCAAGUCUUGGGUCAUCUUACUACCCUCCAUCCCAAAAUGGGCACUUCUACCUCCCACCUGAGUCUAGGCUUGGGCAGGAGACAGAGGUGGAGGAUGGAAGUAGAGAGGUGAGGGAGAGGGGUUCUGCCAGUGCCCUACUGCAGCAAAUGAUGGACUCCAUCGAGAGGCAGAAGGAGCGUGAAACAACCGGGGAGGAACAGGGCGAUGGGGAUGACCCUGACAUGGAAUUUUACUUGAAUUAUUUUAACAGCACGCAGCAUGAGGAUCCAGCCUCUGCUGCCAUGACACAGGGAGUGCCGCCGCUCUGGUUAUCACGGGGCAGAACAGGCCAAGACAGAGUAGGAGAAGGAGGAAGAGAGAGGGGGGAGGGAGAGAGAGGCAGCGGGGUCGGAGGAGGUGGAGGCGAGAGGAAGAUGCGCUCCAAGGCCUUCCAGAAAUGCCCCAUAUGUUCCAAGGUCAUUCAAGGAGCAGGCAAGCUACCCCGCCACAUCCGAACACACACGGGAGAGAAACCUUAUGAAUGCGCCAUCUGCAAAGUGCGCUUUACCAGGCAGGACAAGCUCAAGGUUCAUAUGCGGAAGCAUACAGGAGAGAAGCCUUACCUGUGUACGCAAUGUGGAGCCGCCUUUGCUCACAACUACGACCUGAAGAACCACAUGCGCGUACACACUGGCCUGCGCCCCUAUCAGUGCUCAAGCUGCUUUAAGACUUUUGUGCGCUCCGAUCACCUGCACCGCCACCUCAAGAAGGACGGCUGCAACGGCAUCCCCUCUCGUCGAGGCCGAAAGCCUCGGGUGCGAGAGCCAGGGCUCCUUGAUGCCCCCCUGGGUCUGCUGAGCCCAAGCUCCGACACAGGCCCCGGGCCUCGUACCAUCAGGGGGCGGCGGCGAUCGGAGGCAUCCUCGGCACCAGAGGUUGAGGGCGCUGCUGGAGCCCAUGCACACAGUCCUCAACUGCAGGAGUUGGCAGGGGAGGCAGGGCCCUGAGACUGCAGGGGGCGACAAGGACACUGCUGGACACCAUAGUCACUCUGCACCGCCUGUGAGACAGGCCAGUGAACAGAGAUGGAAAAAAAACACGCAAAGGCAAACUUAAAAAAAACAAACAACAACAACAACUAACUAUUCCUCUAUAAACCAAAUCAGGGUGUCACAAAAAAUCUAAUCUUUAUAUUUCUUUCUCCUUUUUACUUUAGGAAAUGGAGUAGACUUGCAAGCACUUGAGUCGGUUUAUCUGUUAAAGAGCAAAGAACGCUUCAAAUCAUGCACCCAUGACGUCCACUUUCUGGGCCAUUUCUUUCUUUAUAAUAAUAGGGGUUUUAUACAUUGGCAUAUGUGCUUAGGCAAAUGUAUGAUGGGUACAAAAAACACUUGGAGCAACUAUGCAGUUGAUUUAGAUUUUUAUUGGUUUUGUCCUCACAGCCUUCAAAGCUCUAAGCAAGGUGUCUAUCAAGCACCUUCUGGCUGCUGUACGGGUGAAGCGAGAACAAAUCCUCCCAGAGAAAACAACUCUUUUUCUAUUCUUUUGCAGUUCUGAAAUGUACAGUUACCAUAGAAACAACAUUGCCACAAUAUGGCAUAUGCAAGAAAAACACCACAAUUUUGAUGCAACAGUUUUCUCUCUCUAAAUGUUCCAGAAAGAAUCAGACAAGGGGUUGAUUGAAGUGUUACUUACUCCAUAAAAAUGCAUUUUAAGAAUCUACGGUUUGUCUUAUUGAAAAACAAAUUCAUGUUGAGUCAAAUCCACUUUAAUGGGGGCUCUUCAAUUGCAGGAUUAGGGAAUAUGAGGGGUGGAGGGUUUGUGUUUUUAAAGCACUACCAUCGCCAGUCUAUCAGUUGGCUUGACUCCUUUUGCUUCUUAUCUCUCAAAACCCUGCAAUUUCAGCAUUUCUGUUUUCCUUUAGAGUUUGUCUUAACUUUUGGUCGUUCCUUUUUGUUGACUGCUUCGGGUACUUGACACUUUAUAAUUGUAUACAUGUAUAUACAGCAGGUGGUGAUGUUGACAUUAGUCCCCUCUUAAUGCUGAGGUGUACUUACCAAUCCUCUUAGGCUUGAUGUCAAAUUUCUCACAGAGUGAAGCUUGUGGGUGGACGAAAAAACCUGUAUGAAUGUUUGAUGGGGGGAAAAAAAACCAUUGAGUCACCCAUUUGCCCUAAACUUAACACUUGACUUGUAUAGUUCCUGCCCAAAGGAUGAGAAGGUUGAAUGAAUGAAUGUGCUUAACUUUGUGCAGUUUUUUGGAAUCUGUCCUUGUGUGACAAGGCGAGGGUAGCAUUUAACCAACCACAGGUUAAAGGAAUGGCAGGGAGCCCGAGUAAGAGAAUGACAAAGAGUACGAAGGAAAGACAGAUGAGCACCUUUUUUUUCUGUUUGCACAGCUUUACUAAAGAUAUCCAACAGAGCGAGAGAGAGAGAGGUAUAUAUUUAAAGGAAGUGGGCUGGUGUUGGGGAGGGAGUGAGAGGAGGUUUAUGUAUCAUGCUUAUUCCAAUCUUUUUUGCCCUAGGGACCACACAACCAUGAGGCAACCUGUAUGAUGAAGAGAGCAAUAAAUACCUGUCCAAGUUGAGAGGCCAAAUAGGAGCGCAGCUGCAGCUGGUCGAUGGGGGAGGGGAACAAGGGAAGGGGAGGGGGAUCUCACAAUGUCUGUUGCAUUCCAAAAAAUAAUCUCCCCCAGCUCAGCCACGUUUCCAGGCAGGAGGGGAUCAAAUCAGGCCUUUUCUCUCCCUCUCUCUCCCUCUGUAUUCCUCUAAUGCCCCCGAACUAGCCUAGAGGAGAUAUUAUUAUAUUAGAGCCUGGUGUUACUGUGGUAAGGACGCCUGGUGCUGGCAGUUGUUUGUCAGUGUGUUUACAUGUACGUGUGUUUGUGUACAUGUGUGUGCGUGGCAGCCAGGGUCGCUCUGGCCACAUCAUCAGUGUGUGAGUCAGCCACAGCCUGUUCAAACAUGCACCCUGAGCUGCCAGCCCCAAUGCACUUUCUGUCUCUCUCACACACACACACACACACACACAAACACACAUACACAUACAUACAUACAUACAUACAUACAUUGCUCACUGGGCCCAGGUAGAAUGAGAAAACACCAGAGCUAAUAUAUUUGUUUGAAUAUUGCAAAUGACUCCAUACAUCUGGAUUUGUUAGUCUUAAAAUAUCCAAUUUUUUGUUAUUGUACUCCAAAAUCCAAUGUUAUUUUUCCAAAUAGCACAUUGAGCUUUUGAGUCAAGAGAACAUGUGUGUCACCGCCACCCUGUCAUUUCUGCCGUAGUGCUAUAGUUCAUCUAUCAGUCCUUUGCACCUUAAUUGGAAAUAGGCAGGUUAUGAAUGCACUUUUGUCAAGAAAACGGGUACUUUCAAACAAACCAGUUGCAAAUGAGUUCAGUCCUUUCUUCUGUCCAUGGUGGUGAAGUUGAGCUCCUCCACUGGUUUGGUUCAGGUUUUGACGACCAAGCUGCCAAAAAAAGUCUCUCUUCAGAUCUCUGAAAGAGAUGCCGGGUGGGUUUCCAAUACAAAUGUUGAGUUUUGUGACUUUCAAAGACUAAAUCAAUCCAUGUAGCUGUUCGCACUUGAAGUUAGCUGUUGCUGAAAUCUAGCAGAGUUGUCUGUAUUUCUUAAUGUAAAGAAAGCGGCUAAAAAAAGGAGGCAGACAAAGAAUAAAGGGCACUGGGUGUGUGUACAUGCAUUUUCUUUUCACAAGCAUGUGUUACAGGCUGGAGUGUCUGCCCCAUGUGUUCACCAGUUACCCUCAUAACUACACGUGUUUUCCGAGGAGACACGGUGAAAAUAGGUCCAAGGUACCGCAGAAGCAAAAAUACCAUAUUGUAAAACAACUCAUUGGACAGUUGCUUGUUUACUUCACGGCUCUCUUGGUGCAGAUUUGCAUAACUUUUUGUUUACCCUGGUUGGUGAUUGUCAGGGGUUGGCUAGGUCUUGGUAGUUUUAGUUUCUAUUUUUGCUUCUCUGUUAUGAUGAAGAUGGGCUUUAUUAAUUUGCAGUUUGACUUCCACAGGCAGACCAAUGCAAGCUGGGUGUGUGAUCUUCAUGGACUUAGUAUAGACCGCUUACAUCAAUUUUGUGUUGAUGUGGCAGGAUGUAAGACCUGUUUGCCAUCUUAAACACUGUUUCUUUGGACCUUAAUAUGUCCCCAUACGUCUUGUUUUGUUGAUUAACCAAAGCUUUUGCCCUCAAUCUUAGUCUACUGUAGACUAGAGAUAUUGAAAGUAUGUCUAUAAUUUAUCCCGACCGGGCCUCCUUGACUUAGCCACACACAGAUGCCCUCUUGAAUAGAUAUGCAGAAAUGUGUGUGAAAUCUUACAGAUAUCAUACAAAUACUUACUUGAGUUUUCUUUCUCUUGCUCUUUGUAUCCUUGUGGACAAUAGAAUCAGAGGUGUAAGGAUGUAUAGUUUUUUUUCUGUCUACACUUGUUUUCCCCUAAAAUAACUUGUGCUACAUUUUAUUUUCUAACAGUUUGGUGGGGGUGUGUGAGUGAUAGUUUUGGGUUGCUGUGUCAGCAGGGUGGGGUAAAUGGGUGCUUGGGUGGGGUUAUGGAUAUAAAGCCUGAUAGCACUGGAAAUGGUGCUUUAGCUGAGAGAGCAAAAGUUUGCACUAAUGUCCUUGUCCUGCUUAUGGGAGAAGGGCCGGUGACCUCAGAAAGGCCUGUGAGUUUCCAUGAGCGCAGAGCAGUGUGGUUAAUCAAUGGUCUCUUAAAGGGUCCAUCCAACCCCUCCGUAGAAAUAAGAAAUAUACAGACGUCCAACAACAACAAAUACCAAAGGAGAAGAAAUGGCUUGCAUUCAAGUCAUUGGACAUUUUAAGCUACCAAGUUGGAUUAAAAAUGUUUUUAAUUGUUAAAUCUGAAGGCUCUUGAAAAGAGAACUUUUGAUGGACACUAGAAAUGGUGUGAUUACAGCUCUUCAUAUUAAAUAAUAUUCCAAAUAUAUAACAUUGAGGCACUUAGAAAUUUCAAAGCCUCAUCGAAAUCAUUUGAAACAUUUGAGUUUGUCCUGGUCUGAUGGCUGAGAUGUACUGUGUGCAGGUGCCAGAUAUAUUAAAUCCAGUUCUUUUUCAAUUUUACAGAUGGGAUCUUAUCAACAUUUGUCUCAUGUUCAGUCAACUGAUAAAUAAUGAUGAUGAAAUAUAUUGGUUUUGAACACUGUUAUUUUGAUAAUUGCUGAACUGGAUGUUUUCAGUUUACUUUCCGAAAAGAUUGAAUUGAAAUGUUCUGUAAUUGAAGCAGACUGGGACUUUGUGGCCUUGUCUGAGCAGCACUAAGCUUUUUUUUUGUUUGUUUUUUAAUGUUUCCAGACAGUUGUAUUGUGCAGUGUGGGGCUGAGGCUCUCUCCCACCAGGUUGACAAUGCUAACAUCAAGGGCCACAGUGUGCCAACUGACAAAACUUACAACUUUGUCUUCUUUUUUUUUUUUACCAUAAGCACUUUUCUUCCCAUAUUUAAAAACCAAAUUGUAAAAGCUGAUUGACUUGGUACUAAAAUUGAUCAUUUAGUUGUUUAAGCUUUACUUGAAUGAAUAUUUAUUUUUUAAUAUAGUUUAUAAUAAUGUCUCUGUACUAGCCACUACUUCAGAGCUUUGUCUCUGUGAUCCUCUAUGGAUCCACAACUGGUGUGUCCCCAGCCUCAGCCGCAGACCAAGGUUACUCUGACCCAGGCUACACUCAGACAGUCUCAGAACUUUAUUGCGUGUUUAUCCAAAUUGACCUUGAUAUGUUUUGUUUUUUUUGCCUAUGCUGUUAUCAAAGAGUUUUUGUGAAUCUAUCUGAGAAGGCCAUAAAACAAAGACAACCAACAACUAUGAUAACAAUUAUAACUGUAAAUAAUCAAGCGAAGCAGGACAGGAUGACUGUUAAUAUUGAGAUUCGUGGCGGCAGACGGGACUAUUUGCUUUGCUUCGUCAUUUCGCUGCACACCUGAUUAUUUUUAUUUUUUUUGUGCUUUCCAUCAGGCUCUCAAUGCACAGCAAGCGGAGCACAGCAUAUGCAGUACGGCACUAUGCGCAGCGAGGCUCUGGCACUUACACAGACAGCCCUGGGUUCUUCAGAGAGGCAGGCUGCUGUCUGUUGGCUGCUCUCAGCCAAGUGGGGACAGUUUGCACUUGGAGUCUCUCUCAGUCUCUGGGGAUACAAAGGUUUACAUACAGGGAGGAGGAUUAAAUACGGGUGGUAGGGGAAAGCAGGAUGUUUUUUUUUUCAGGGAUGGGGUUAGAAAGCCCAGGUGAUGGACUCUUUGCUGAGCAAUGGUUCCAGUGUUGGUCCUCUUUAGCUGGUAGGAAUUGCAUGGCCACAAUAUAAUAAUUUUAAUGCAAAGGAGUUCACAACAGAUUUCACAUUGGGGAACGGUAACAACGAGAAUGUUGCUGAUCUCUUUUGUCUCUAUGUAAGUACUACUCAGGUGGAAAAUACACUGCUAUGCAUUGGAUUUCAGUGUCUGCUAAGUUUAUGGUAUGUCUAAUCACCCUCCAAAUUACUUCUCUGUAUUUGCCUUUCUUGUUCAUACCAAAAUUUAACAUAAUAGUUCCCAGAAAGAUAAAAACAGGAACAGUUCCCUUGUUAAAAAAGUGGCUGUGACCAGCCGAUUUCUCCAUCUAAUAUUGAUCUAGUGAAUUGUUUGUUAGAGGGAAGGAAGCCACUGGAGAUUGGGAGUGGGGGGGGGGGGUAUGUUCUCCUUCUCUCUUCUCCCAAUGCUCUCCCUCUCUCCGGACUCGGUCUACAUCUUUGCUGGCGACUGGCCUUUGAUCAAAGAUCACACACCCUUUGUCGGGGAAUCGAAAGGAGGGAGAGGGGAUUGGAUUGGACUGUUUCAGUUUUCCGUCACCUAAACUAAUUUAAGAUACAUUCCAUAACUUCAUACUGUGACUCCCACUUUGGAGUUUUUGGCAGGUGUAAAGGAUGUGUGUUGCAGACGGCAGGAGGAAAUAGUCAACAUUUUGCAGUUGGCAGAUUCAGUCAGUCUGUCUAGCCUCACUAUCCCUCCACAGUGUGACACACAGACAUGUAGGCAGACAGUUAAAAGGCCCCGUGGUGUACCGCUAUACAACUGCCUUUUUUUCAGCUUCUGCGAUUGUAACAAAAGCACUUUGCGAAAGGCCAUCCUGAAUUUUGUGUGCUCUUAUUUCAUGGUUAUCACUAUUGUUAUUAAUUUGUUGUUCUUGUUGCUGUUUUCUCAGUGGAGAUGAUUAUUUAAAACAAAAACAAAAAACAAAAAUUUGAUGAAAACAAAAAUGAAAACACUUGAAUAUUUGGUAUCUGGAUUGAAGGUGGUUUGAGCUGCCACCAUAUCUGGACAUAAACAAACACUUCUCUGUUCCACAACCAAUACCUGUUAUAUGCAGCUUAUUGCAUAGUCACACAAAAGUAUGGGGGGGGGGAGGUGGGCACUGGACCAACCUCCCCCUACCUGCUCUCUGCUUACUGUCUUAGAUCUUGUUGGGAGAAAGGUCAUUUGAUCUCAUUUUGGGAGACUCCUUUUAUUGAAAAAGAAACCUGUAUACAGUUGCAAAGCUUUCUGAGAAGGCUGGCUGUGCUGAAUGUUAAACAUGCAGUGUUGUAUCUACUGCAGAAUCUUUUUGUCUGCAAUAUCGCCCUGUCUGUAGUUAAAUGCUGGAUCUGGUAUCCAUAAAGAGCGUAAAUGAUUAUGAAAGACAGAUGAAAUGGCCAAACGACCAUCAUGCACUUUUGCAAAUCAGUACAGAUUUUUUGUUUUAUUUUUUUUGGCCUUAACAUCGUUGUCAAAUCAACAUUAUCGCAGUGAAGUGGGAAGAAUAUUGCUCAUGAAAAACGUUUAAUAAAUCCAUAGUUCAGUAAAUGUUUUGACUUGGGAGAGAGAGAAAUGGGCUACUAUUUAUAAUAGAUUGAUUUGUAACUGUGAUUAUUAUGAUAAUCCUUUCCAGAGGGGGUGUUUUUUUUUUUCCUGAUGUACAUUUAAAAUGGCUGAAUAUGUCCCAGUUCUCAAACCUAGAUAUUAAUUGUAAAUGCACACAAUACCCGUAGGCAGAAAACUGUCGCUCCACUCCUUCCUUGUUGCACAUCUGACCACACCCAGAUCUGUUUCACAACAAGUGUAUCUCAAAGGCAGAGCACCUGCUGUGGCAUCACUAAUUGAAUGGAGCGUGGCCAGAGAGUGCAACGCCAUUGAGCGUUUUAACCCGCAGAGGGCAGCAGCCGUUUCCUUCCCCAUGUGACUCAGUGUGGGUUUACUUUUUUAAAUAACCCUUUCUCUUCACAAAGUUUUUUUUCUUAGCUUAGCAGUCUGUUAGUCCAUAUCUGUUUGGAAGCUGCAGGUGGGGUGGCUUUAGGUGAUUUUUUUUUUUUUUUUUUUUGGAGAAUUUGCACUUUUUGGCGAUGAAAAGAAAUUGUAAUGUAUAUGAGACCACUAAAUCCACACAGUCUAAACCAUAUAAUUCCAUUUUGUGUCAUUUUUUUUUUUUGUUCUGUUCUUAUUUUUUAAUAUAUCGAAAAAAAAAUGUCUGGCAUCUGGUUGUCUGGUUUAAAGAAUAUAAAAUCUUUCUAUUAAAAACAAUGGUUGCAAAGCUU
This is a messenger RNA of Etheostoma spectabile (orangethroat darter), 9861 nucleotides long. It is a transcript of the gene zbtb7a, whose product is annotated as zinc finger and BTB domain containing 7a. The record is from RefSeq and is a predicted model, not a curated record. The coding region runs from base 493 to 2307 and encodes 604 amino acids. Lineage: Eukaryota; Metazoa; Chordata; Actinopteri; Perciformes; Percidae. Gene Ontology annotation, molecular function: DNA-binding transcription factor activity, RNA polymerase II-specific; RNA polymerase II cis-regulatory region sequence-specific DNA binding; protein binding. The transcript has 5 exons. Gene Ontology annotation, biological process: regulation of transcription by RNA polymerase II.